Molecule: messenger RNA, 2511 nt
Organism: Tuber aestivum (summer truffle)
Lineage: Eukaryota; Fungi; Ascomycota; Pezizomycetes; Pezizales; Tuberaceae
Source: the annotation of a GenBank genome assembly
AUGAUAGCUUGGGGCAAAGCGAUCCCGAUAUAUCACUGGAAUUCCCAUCCGAGCACCCACUCAUUCCUCUAGAAUAUCUAUUCGCAAUCCGGCUUAACUGUGCCCUCAUAUUUCCACCGACAACUAGACUUUGCUAUUAUACUAUCCACCUAUAUUCCCUCACCAGGUCCUAAUAUCUAAAUAGUCAGAUCAGCUUACCGGAGGUCUACGCCACCCGCAAGAGGCUUUGGCCCACAACCCUCUCAAUCAAGUAUUUCAGUCCCGGUUACCCAAGGGCCUAUCCCUAACGCCCUGUCGCCGAGGAUGGGCAUACUGGCACCAAGUAACCCACUAGUUUCUGGCUAGGCUGCACAAAAUCCUAUUAAUCCACAGGGUACACCCCCGAUUUUAGCUCAGCCGCCCGCCGCAAUGCCAACCAGUGCUGGGCCGGGUAAGGAAAUCUUGAUAGCAGUCAUGGGAGUUACAGGUAAAAACCAAGGGAUUCAAACUUUAUUAUUUACUGAAAUUUUGUAGGCGCUGGUAAAAGUUACUUUAUCCGGGAAGUAACCGGUAACUCUGGGGUCGAAGUGAGCAGUGGGCUUCACUCUUGUAAGUUAUUCCCGGGCAUUGAGGGUGGGCUCGUUAGCUGACGUCGGUAAGGUACUAGCAAGGUCGGAUCUUACUCUUUUGAGCACGCGGGCGCAAAGGUCACCCUAGUCGAUACUCCUGGCUUCAAUGAUACUACAAGAACCGAUAGCGAGGUGCUGACCGAGAUUUGUGAUUGGACCUCGGAAACCUUCAAGGAAAACCGACUUCUCUCCGGCAUUAUCUACCUACACAGCGUCACUAACGUCCGCAUGGACGGUUCCUCCGUGAAGAACCUCAGGAUGUUCCAGAAAUUGUGCGGUCGCGGUGCCCUCAGGAAUGUAUUCCUCACAACAACACAGUGGUCAAAGGUCACGGAUCAAGCAGAAGGGGAGAUUCGGGAACGGGCUCUCUGCGAAGAACGUAAUUUCUGGGGGCUUCUUAUAGAAAGGGGCGCUACUCUUCAGAGAUUUCAUGGCACUAGAGAAUCCGGAUUGAAGCUCAUCGACCAGUUGAUGUCGAAUCAACCGGAAGCACUGGAUAUCCAGGAUCAGAUAGUCACACAAAAGAGGACGAUAGUUGAGACUGAUGCGGGGCAAUUCAUUAACGCGGAAUUGAUUGCGCAAGAGAAGAAAUACAAGGAAGAAAUAGAAUCCCUUGAACGAGAGUGUCAGGCAGCCAUAAAAGAAAAGGACGAGGAAAUGAGGGAGUUGAUUGCGGAAGAGCGGGCAAGGGCUCAGAAGAAGCUUGAAAAAGCUGUAGAUGAGAAAAGACGGUUGGAAGAGAUGCAUGCCGAAGAGAUGAGGAGGAGGGACAUUGAAAAGCAGAGAGAUGAGGAGAGGAGGAAGGAGGAACAGAGGGAAACCCAGGAAAAACUUGAAAAGGCUGAAGCUGAAAAGAGAAGGAAAGAAGAGCAGCACGCUGAGGAAUUAAGGAAGCAAGAGGAGAGGGAAGAGAGAAGGAUAAGAGAAGAGCGGGAAAGAGCUGCAGCUGAGGCGAGGCGAUUGGAAGAGCUUCACGCUGUCCAGAUACGGGAGCAGCAGGAGAGGGAGGCCAGGAUAAGGAGUGAGGAGCAAGAAAAAUCUACAGCUGAUCUGAAGUUGACGACAGAGCUUCAUGCAGCCCAGAUGAGGGAGCAGCAAGAGAGAGAAGCGAGGAUAAGGAGUGAAGAGCAAGCAACGGCGGCAGCUGAGCGAGGUCGGUUGCAAUCUAUGAAUCAAAGCCUACUUGAGGAGAUCAGGAGGAAGGAAAAGAAGCGUGGGAUAGGCUUUAACAUUGGCCCUGUUGGAUUUGGGAUAGAUUUCUAGUGCUUUAUGGGAGGAUUGCAUUACCGAGAUUUAGGUACUGGGGAAUAACGGAGAGAGAAAUCAAAGGGGACAAAGGAACAUGCUGCCGGCACAAGGACACUCUAGAGAUUUUCUCAUUGGGGUUGCUUGAUUUUAGGAUUGAGGUGUCGCCAGGGUGCUGGUUAUAGGUCAGGUGUAUUACAAUCAGAGCGCUCAAGGGAAUCAGGGGGCGAGGAGGGUAUUACUAGCCCGAAUGGUGUAUGUGGUGCGAUUUUUUUUGAGCCUUUUCCCACUUUCUCUCUAUUAUUUAUAUUGAUGACUAUUUUUGUUUGUUCAUUCCGGAGACUUGUGGAUGUAUCUAAUUUUUAUUCCUUACUUUGGCUGGAAUAGGGGUGGGGUCAAUGCGAUGGGGUUCAUUAUAAGAAUAUUAUGAUGGGUUCUUUUUUUUUGCUCCUUUUAUUGAAUGCGCAUUUCCUACCCUAGAAGGAACGAGUGUUUUAUGUUAUGAUAUCAUAACAUGAAAAGAUCGAGAGGUUGGGUUCGUAAUAAUAUUGGCUGGUGAUUUGGGGUUUGUCUACUCUCAAGUGUGCCAUUGCGAUGAUUGGGUUCAACUCAUGAAUGGCAUCCAUUAGUGACUGCAAUAAUCUCCUUGAGCUAAAUC